This is a messenger RNA of Propithecus coquereli (Coquerel's sifaka), 4641 nucleotides long. It is a transcript of the gene DUOX2, whose product is annotated as dual oxidase 2. The coding region runs from base 1 to 4641 and encodes 1546 amino acids. Gene Ontology annotation, cellular component: NADPH oxidase complex; plasma membrane. The record is from RefSeq and is a predicted model, not a curated record. The transcript is spliced from 33 exons. Gene Ontology annotation, biological process: superoxide anion generation; response to oxidative stress; defense response. Lineage: Eukaryota; Metazoa; Chordata; Mammalia; Primates; Indriidae. Gene Ontology annotation, molecular function: peroxidase activity; superoxide-generating NAD(P)H oxidase activity; calcium ion binding.
AUGCUCCGCGCAAGACCAGAGGCACUGGUGCUCCUGGGAGCUCUGCUGACUGGUUCCCUAGGUCCGGCAGGCGGUGAGGACGCACUCUCAUUGCCCUGGGAAGUGCAGCGCUAUGACGGUUGGUUCAACAACCUGAGGCACCACGAGCGUGGCGCUACCGGCUGCCGGCUGCAGCGCCUUGUACCAGCCAACUACGCGGACGGAGUGUAUGAGGCUCUGGAGGAGCCGGUGCUCCCCAACCCGCGCCGUCUCAGCAACGCCGCCACACAGGGUGUAGCCGGGCUGGCAUCGCUCCGCAACCGCACCGUGCUGGGGGUCUUCUUUGGCUACCACGUGCUCUCGGACCUGGUGAGCGUGGAAACGCCCGGCUGCCCUGCCGAGUUCCUCAACAUCCGCAUCCCGCCCGGAGACCCCGUGUUCGACCCCGACCACAGCGGGGACGUGGUGCUGCCCUACCAGAGGAGCCGCUGGCACCCCGAGACCGGACGCAGCCCCAGCAACCCGCGGGACCUGACCAACGAAGUGACGGGCUGGCUGGACGGCAGCUCCAUCUAUGGCUCCUCACACUCCUGGAGCGACGCGCUGCGGAGCUUCUCCGGGGGACAGCUGGCGUCGGGGCCCGACCCCGCCUUCCCUCCACACUCGCAGAGCCCCCUGUUCAUGUGGGCCGCACCUGACCCCGCCACCGGCCAGCGCGGGCCCCAGGGGCUGUACGCGUUCGGGGCCCAGAGAGGGAACCGGGAGCCCUUCCUGCAGGCGCUGGGCCUGCUCUGGUUCCGCUACCACAACCUGUGCGCUCGGAGGCUGGCCCGCCAGCACCCUGACUGGGGGGACGAGGAGCUGUUCCAGCACGCGCGCAAGAGGGUCAUCGCCACCUACCAGAACAUCGCUCUGUACGAGUGGCUGCCCAGCUUCCUGCCGAGAACGAAAACGCCCCCGGCGUACGCAGGGUACCGGCCAUUUCUGGACCCCAGCAUCUCCCCGGAGUUCGUGGUGGCCUCUGAGCAGUUCCUCUCCACCAUGGUGCCCCCUGGCGUCUACAUGAGAAAUGCCAGCUGUCAUUUCCGGAAGGUCCUGAACAGGAGUUUUGGCAGCUCCCCUGCUCUCAGGGUCUGCAACAGCUACUGGAUUCGGGAGAACCCCAAUCUGAACAGCACCCAGGAGGUGACUCAGCUGCUGCUGGGAAUGGCCUCCCAGAUUUCGGAGCUGGAAGACAGGAUAGUGGUCGAAGAUCUGAGGGAUUACUGGCCUGGUCCUGGCAAGUUCUCCCGCACAGACUACAUAGCCAACAGCAUCCAACGUGGCCGAGAUAUGGGGCUGCCCAGCUACAGCCAGGCCCUGCUGGCACUGGGGCUCAAGACCCCAAAGAACUGGAGUGAUCUCAACCCUAAUGCGGACCCCCAGGUGCUGGAGGCCACAGCCGCCUUGUAUAACCAGGACCUGUCCCGGCUGGAGCUGCUCCUGGGGGGGCUCCUGGAGAGCCAUGGGGACCCUGGACCCCUGUUCAGCACCAUUGUCCUCGAUCAGUUUGUGCGGCUACGGGAUGGUGACCGUUAUUGGUUUGAGAACACCAGGAAUGGGCUGUUCUCCAAGGAGGAGAUUGCGGAAAUCAGAAAUACCACCCUGCGGGACGUGCUGGUAGCUGUCACUGACAUCAACGCCAGUGCCCUGCAGCCCAAUGUCUUUGUCUGGCAUGAAGGUGCACCCUGCCCCCAGCCCCGGCAGCUCACAACUGAAGGCUUGCCCCCCUGUGUGCCCCUUAUCGUGCUCGACUUCUUCGAGGGCAGCGGUCCUGGCUUUGGCAUCACCAUCGUGGCCCUCUGCUGCUUUCCGUUAGUGAGUCUGCUUUUCUCUGGGGUGGUGGCCCAUCUCCGGGGACGAGAGCGCAAGAAACUACAAAAGAAAGGCAAAGAGAGUAUGAAGAAGGAAGCAGCCAAAGACGGAAUGUCAGCGAUGGAGUGGCCAGGCCCCAAGGAAAGGAACUACCCUGUCAGCAUCCAGCUGUUCCCAGACAGGCUGCAGGUCCUGGACAGGUGUCUCACUGUGCUCCGCACGGUCCAGCUGCGGCCCUCGCAACAGGUCAACCUCAUCCUGUCCAGCAACCGAGGCUGCCGCAUGCUGCUGCUCAAGAUCCCCAAGGAAUAUGACCUGGUGCUGCUAUUUAACUCAGAAGAGGAGCGAGGCAUCUUUGUGCAGCAACUGAAGGGCUGGGCUCCAGGCCUCCAUGUGGCUGAGAUGGGCGAGAAGGAGCUAUUCAGGAAGGCUGUGACCAAGCAGCAGCGGGGACGCAUCCUGGAGAUCUUCUUCAGACACCUUUUUGCUCAGGUGCUGGACAUCAACCAGGCGGAGGCAGGGACUCUGCCCCUGGACUCAUCCCAGAAAGUGCGGGAGGCCCUGACGUGCGAGCUGAGCAGGGCUGAGUUUGCCGAGUCCCUGGGCCUCAAGCCCCAGGACAUGUUUGUGGAGUCCAUGUUCUCUCUGGCUGAUAAGGAUGGCAAUGGCUACCUGUCCUUCCGGGAGUUCCUGGACAUCCUGGUGGUCUUCAUGAAAGGCUCCCCAGAAGAUAAGUCCCGCCUGAUGUUUACCAUGUAUGACCUGGAUGAGAAUGGCUUCCUCUCCAAGGACGAAUUCUUCACCAUGAUGCGAUCCUUCAUCGAGAUCUCCAACAACUGCCUGUCCAAGGCCCAGCUGGCCGAGGUGGUGGAGUCCAUGUUCCGGGAGUCGGGCUUCCAGGACAAGGAGGAGCUAACGUGGGAGGACUUCCACUUCAUGCUGCGGGACCAUGACAGUGAACUCCGAAGCACACAGCUCUGUGUCAAAGGUGGACGUGGAGGUUCUAGCCACUUGUUCUCCUCUCCAGGUUCUGGAGACAUCUUUAAACAAAACAUCAGCAGUCGAGUUUCAUUCAUCACUCGGACUCCUGAGGGACGCUCCUGUCCCGAGGGACUGGGGCUCCCUGCCUCAGAAGCCCCUGUGCUGAAGAAGAGGUUUGGCAAAAAGGUGGUGGGGCCCCCUUCCCGGCUGUACACAGAGGCGCUGCAGGAGAAGAUGCAGGGGGGCCUCCUGGCCCGGAAGCUGCAGCAGUUCAAGCGCUUCGUGGAGAACUACCGGAGGCACAUCGUGUGCGUGGCCGUGUUCUCAGCCAUCUGUGUCGGCCUGUUUGCAGAGCGUGCUUACUACUAUGCCUUUGCCUCGCCGCCCACGGAGAUUGCAGAGACCACCUACGUGGGCAUCAUCCUGUCACGGGGCACGGCGGCCAGCAUCUCCUUCAUGUACUCCUACAUCCUGCUUACCAUGUGCCGCAACCUCAUCACCUUCCUGCGAGAGACCUUCUUCAACCACUAUAUACCCUUUGACGCCGCCGUGGACUUCCACCGCUGGAUCGCCAUGGCUGCUGUCAUCCUGGCCAUUUUGCACAGUGCUGGUCACGCAGUCAAUAUCUACAUCUUCUCCGUCAGCCCCCUCAGCCUGCUGGCCUGCGUAUUCCCCAACGUCUUUGUGAAUGAUGGGUCUAAGCUUCCCUGGAAGUUCUAUGUGUGGUUCUUCGAGACCGUCCCAGGUACGUCAGGGGUGCUGCUGCUCCUGGUCCUGGCCAUCAUGUACGUCUUCGCCUCCCACCAUUUCCGCCGCCGCAGCUUCCGGGGCUUCUGGCUGACUCACCACCUCUACGUCGUGCUCUACAUCCUACUCAUCAUCCACGGCAGCUACGCCCUGAUCCAGCUUCCAUCUUUCCACAUCUACUUCCUGGUCCCGGCGCUCAUCUAUGGGGGGGACAAGCUGGUGAGCCUGAGCCGGAAGAAGGUGGAGAUCAGCGUGGUGAAGGCCGAGUUGCUGCCUUCAGGAGUGACCCACCUGCAGUUCCAGCGGCCCCAGGGCUUUGAAUACAAGUCAGGGCAGUGGGUGCGGAUCGCCUGCCUGGCUCUGGGGACCACUGAGUACCAUCCCUUCACGCUGACCUCCGCACCCCAUGAGGACACUCUCAGCCUGCACAUCCGGGCAGUGGGGCCCUGGACCAUUCGCCUCAGAGAGACCUACUCAAACCUGCAGGGCAACGGCUAUGCCACAUACCCAAAGCUGUACCUCGAUGGACCAUUUGGAGAGGGCCACCAGGAGUGGCAUAAGUUUGAGGUGUCAGUCCUGGUGGGAGGGGGCAUUGGGGUCACCCCCUUUGCCUCUAUCCUCAAAGACCUGGUCUUCAAGUCAUCCUUAGGCAGCCAAAUGCUCUGUAAAAAGAUCUACUUCAUCUGGGUGACGCGGACCCAGCGGCAGUUUGAGUGGCUGGCUGACAUCAUCCGAGAGGUGGAGGAGAAUGACCACCAGGACCUGGUGUCUGUGCACAUCUACAUCACCCAGCUGGCCGAGAAGUUUGACCUCAGGACCACCAUGCUGUAUAUCUGCGAGCGGCACUUCCAGAAGGUGCUGAACCGGAGUCUGUUCACGGGCCUGCGCUCUGUCACCCACUUUGGCCGCCCCCCUUUUGAGCUCUUCUUCAACUCCCUGCAGGAGGUCCACCCACAGGUGCGCAAGAUCGGGGUGUUCAGCUGUGGCCCGCCAGGAAUGACCAAGAACGUAGAGAAGGCCUGUCAGCUCAUCAACAAACAGGACCAAGCCCACUUCAUGCACCACUACGAGAACUUCUGA